AAACAAUACUUCCAAGUAUCAACGACUGCCAUUUUCCAACUUGCCAACUUCGACUCAACAUGCUCAGUGCCCGUCGCUGCCUCACGCUACGCGUCAGACGUCCCGCUAUUGCCCCCAUCUCGGUCACCCUUCGACACCUUCACGUCACGAGGACCCUUCACGCGGCCGGGGACCUCGGCCACUUCAAGACGUACCCCAAGUCGGAUGCCCACUUCACGCAACAAGCCAAAGCUCCUUCACCCCCAACCGAGUGGGAGAAUCCGAUCCCCCAUGCCAUUUACACGGCCGAUGACGUCAACUCCAUCGAGGAAACCCACCGCGAUCCCAAGGAAACACAUGCCAAGGUGGCGCUGUUCGCGGUGCGUGUCUUGCGCGGGGGUUUCGACCUCGUGUCGCGCUACAAGGGACCCGGCGGGGGCAUGACGUCCACUGACUGGUUGAACCGGUGCCUGUUCCUAGAAACCGUGGCGGGAGUCCCCGGCAUGGUGGCUGGUAUGUCUCGGCACCUGCGGUCGCUGCGCACUAUGCAGCGCGACCAAGGGUGGAUCCAUACGCUGCUGGAAGAGGCGGAGAACGAGCGCAUGCAUUUGCUCAUCUUCAUGACGAUGAAGGCGCCGGGGCCACUGUUCCGGCUGUUCGUCGUGGGCGGCCAGGGCGUGUUCUUCAACAUGUUCUUCCUCACGUACUUGAUUUCGCCCAAAACGUGCCAUCGCUUCGUCGGGUACUUGGAGGAGGAGGCCGUGCACACGUACACGGCCAUGAUCGAAGACAUUGAAGCCGGCCACGUGGGCUCGUGGAAGACGGAGGUGGCGCCGGCCAUCGGUCGCAAGUACUACCACCUGGCCGAAGAUGCUACCGUGUUGGACAUGAUCAAGUGUGUCCGCGCCGACGAAGCUAACCAUCGCGAUGUCAACCACACGUUUGCCAACCUGGACGGCGAAAAGGACGUGAAUCCGUUUCUGCAUGCACAUUCAAAAUAGGCGAUGGACACAAGAAUUUAUAUAGAUUGAACGUUGAAUACUAUGUACAACGAGUGCA
This is a messenger RNA of Aphanomyces astaci, 1038 nucleotides long. RefSeq lists its product as hypothetical. NCBI's taxonomy places the organism in Eukaryota, Oomycota, Saprolegniomycetes, Saprolegniales, Verrucalvaceae. The transcript has a single exon. Gene Ontology annotation, biological process: alternative respiration. The coding region runs from base 60 to 980 and encodes 306 amino acids. Gene Ontology annotation, molecular function: alternative oxidase activity. Gene Ontology annotation, cellular component: mitochondrion. The record is from RefSeq and is a predicted model, not a curated record.